Messenger RNA from Grus americana (Whooping crane), 3308 nucleotides. RefSeq names its product TPX2 microtubule nucleation factor (gene TPX2). The record is from RefSeq and is a predicted model, not a curated record. The coding region runs from base 758 to 3016 and encodes 752 amino acids. The transcript is spliced from 19 exons. Lineage: Eukaryota; Metazoa; Chordata; Aves; Gruiformes; Gruidae. Gene Ontology annotation, biological process: regulation of mitotic spindle organization; activation of protein kinase activity. Gene Ontology annotation, cellular component: microtubule; spindle.
AAGGCGGGGCUCUGGCGCCCCCUGUCGGCUGCGCCGAAGCUUCAGAGGCGCCGCCAGGUCCGUAGGCAGCUCCGGCGGCCUCGGUGCCCUGGGAACUCCGGCCUCCGCCCCUGCCACGCGGACACGGUGGAGCCUGCUGCCGUUGCUGCUUGUCCCCUUGCAGCAGUUCAGAAUUAACGUGUGAUCUUUUUAUGUCUCCACAGCGCUCCGGAAGCCUGUGGCCGCCCCCUGUGCGCAGUGCUGUGCCCACAGCAGGGCUACAAAGGGAAGGCUGAAGCGGGCAGAGGGUCGAGGUGACGGAAGGCAGUUGUGGGACCAUGGGUCGGCCCUCUCCUCGACAGAGUCCUCCCCUGUUAGUAGAGCCUUCUGUCUGGCUUUCUGGCUGCUACGGGGAGUUUUAUGCAGAAUUUGGGCUCGCCCAAUCGGCACGCACCGAGGGCGUGUCCUAGGCGUUGAUUGGUUGGUUCGGACGAACGAGCUGUGUUUGAAAUCCGUUAACGGCGGUGGAUAGAAGUGCCGCGCAGGGCGGCCGCAAGCGCUGAGACGCUGUCCGGUAACAGCAGCCUGGGCCCUAGCCCUUCCCCGUCAUCCGGUCGAGUCUGGCUGUGGGGGACGUGACUGUGCCGUGGGCCUGCUCCCAGCCCAGGUAUCGGUGUCACGGCCACUCGCAGCACCGUGAGACUGGAGGGCGCGGCUGAGAAGCGGAGGACUGUAGCAGUGCAAGCGGAGAACUCACAAGGACAGCGGGAAGGUGAAGAUGUCUCACCCAGAAUCUCGCUAUUCCUUUGAUGUCCCAAACCCUUGCAUCAAUUUUGCGACUCUAAGCGAUGAUGAUGUACACAAUGCAGACUCCUGGUUUGACCAAAAAGCAAAUCUGGAGAACGUCCCUCCUGCAGAAAAUCUGGCAAAGGUCUCACAGGACAGCCCUGCUUUUUCAAAGCCUGAUAUUAUUCUGUCUUCUGUCACAUCGCAAGGAAUAACAAUAAGUGAAAGCCAUGGCAAAGAGGACAGUGAAGCAGAAUGCGUGCAGGCCAGUGUGGCUCCUCAGAAUAUUGUUGGAUCCCUGACAAGCUGGAGAGCUGCUGCUCCUGCAGAGGCCUCUCAAAGACCAAGUAGAAGACAGGCUACAAAGCAGAAAAAAACACAGCAACACAAACAGCCAGCUAGAAUCAAAGCGGAGAGAAACGCUAAUGCCUUGGUUAAUAAAGAAGAGGUUCCACCCCUGAAAAAAAUGAGAAUUUCUAGCAGCAGAGAGAAGCUGACAGAAGUAGCCACGAAGAGAGAGCCCCUGCAGAAUCCUGACCUCUCCCCAGGGAGAGGGAAAAGCAAACUGACCAUGCCCUCCACGCCAACAAUGUUAAAGAGAACCAAUCUUUCUGGCAAAGUGAAGAGUACGGAGGAGCAGGAGCUGGAAAAGAUGCAGCAGUUGCAGCGGGAGGUUAUGGAGCUGCGGAAGAAGAACGAGGAGUCUCUGAAAGCAGCUAUUGCUGGAGCAGGACAACCUGUGAAGAGACAUGUUGGUCAAGUAACAAAGCCAAUUGACUUCCACUUCUGCACAGAGAAUAGAAUUAAACAGCAUGUGGAAAGCCAGCCUGGGAGCGAGUACAAGGAACUGGAUUUUGCAGCAGUACUGAGAAAGCAUCCUCCUUCUCCGGGGCGAAUGCCAAAGGGACCCACUAUCCCCAAACCGUUCAAUCUGUCCCAGGGAAACAAAAGAAAACUUGAAGAAACCACAUCAGAAUACGUGUCCCUUGCAGAGCAGGUAGAAGCAUUCCAAAAACGCACACCAUCUCGUUACCAUUUGAGGAGCAGGAAAUCUGAUGAAGGCCCAGUUCCAGGAAAGUUGGUGAAGGCUCGGCUUACAAACCCUAAAACACCAGUGCUUCUAACGAAGCAGCGCUUCAGACCUGCCACCUGCAAAACUACAGCAGAGUUAGAAGCAGAGGAAAUUGAGAAAAUUCAACAGUACAAAUUCAAAGCACGAGAACUUGAUCACAAAAUCUUUGAGGGUGGACCACUCCUGCCUAAGAAACAGCCUGUGAAGGAACUCACGCAACCCAUUGGCUUUGAGUUGGAAAUAGAAAAAAGGAUUCAGGAGCGUGAGAGUAAGAAGCAGCAGGAGGAAGAGCACUUUGAAUUCCAUUCUAGGCCGUGUCCAACAAAAAUCCUGGAGGAUGUUGUGGGUGUUCCAGAGAAGAAAGCACUUCCUGUUACAGUCCCCAAGUCUCCAGUCUUCACCUUGAAAAGCAGAACCCGAAUGCCUAGCAAAGAUGAAGAAAAGGAAAAAGAGGUGGUCCCUGUGAUCAAAGCUAACCCUAUGCCACACUACGGAGUGCCUUUCAAACCUAAAAUGCCAGAGCAGAGGCAUGUGGAAGUUUGCCCCUUCUCUUUCGAUGCUCGUGACAGAGAGCGGCAAAUACAGAAAGAGAAAAAAAUAGAAGAAUUGCAGAAGGAAGAGGUGCCAAAGUUCAAAGCACUACCUCUGCCUUACUUUGACCACAUUAAGCUGCCAGAAAAGAAGGUCAAAAACCCAACUCAGCCUGAACCAUUCAAUCUGCAGAUUGAUGAACGGGGAGCUGCCAAGCUACAAAGCUGGAAACAGCAGCUUGAAGAAGACUUGAAAAGGCAGAAAGAGGCGGCACGUUUUAAAGCUCGUCCCAACACAGUGGUGUACCAGGAGCCUUUUGUGCCAAAAAAGGAAAAUAAGCUGUUAUCAGAGAGCCUUUCUGGUUCUGCAGUUCCUGAAAGCUUUGAGCUGGCAACAGAAAAAAGAGCUAAAGAGCGGCAAGAAUUUGAAAAACGAUUGGCAACUAUAGAAGCCGUAAGGGAGAGGCAUCAAGAGCAGGUCAGACAGCGACAAGAGGAGCGUGAAAAGGAAGAAGUUGCUAAGCUAAGACAAGAGAUGGUUCACAAGGCAAACCCAAUACGCAAAUACCGCAGCGUAGAGGUGAAGCCCAGUGAUCAGCCACUGACUAUGCCAAAGUCUCCCAACUUCUCAGAUAGAUUUCGGUGCUGAUAUGCAUCCAUGUGCUAGUAGGAGGAAGAUCCCAUCCCUCUCCGCUCUCUUGAUAGGCAGAGAGGGAACAGUUGUUUUUACGUGACUGCUCAGUCUCAACUCCUACACUUGGUUCCAUUAUUGUUAUAUUGAGUAGUUUAACUCCACCUGAGGCAGGUGGCUGAGGCACGGCAUACAGGCAGUGCCAUACAGCCUCGCUUCACUUCUAGACAACUUGUUUUCUAAGGACUAAACCAGGUUUUGAUAUUGUAUACAAAUAUUGUGUGCCUGAACUAAAUAAAAAUUCCUAAUC